AUGAAAUACCGAUCUGGAGCUGUCGCUGCGCUUGUCGCCGUCCAAGGCGCUUAUGCCCAGACCACUUCAGCGCCGCCGCCAGCCUACGAGUCCGCGCCCAUCAGCUAUACCACAGUCACAUACGAUGUCUGCACGUCUGCGUCCAUGGAGACCAUGAUCACCGUCACCAACGGCGUGACCGUCACCUACUGCCCUGACUGCACCUCGGGUGCUGCGCCAUCCGCCACCCCAACCCCUGGCCACGUCACCACUUACACGACCACCUACCUCUCUCUGUGCCCAACUGGAACCGUUCCAGUCACAUACACCGUCACCGAGUCUUGCGCUGAGGCCACGCCCACAUGGACUCCCGGCCCAUCUCACGUACCCCAAGGUUACACAGUCACCGUCAAGGACUGCACGGUCUGCCACUCCGACCUGUCCAAGCCAUCCACCAUCCCCGUGACCAUCACCGAGCCAUGCAACUGCGACGCAAACGAAGGCACCAUCAUGCCACCCAAGUCCAACGCCGACGCUACUCCCACCGGUGGCGACAGCAACCCGGCACCGAGCGGCAAGCCAAUCCAACAAAUAUCUGAUGGGCAAAUUCAGAACCCGACUGGAGAUGCUCCAGCUGGCACUGCUCCGGCCGGAACAGGUCCUGCUGAUGGCGGCUCCAACCCACCUGCUGCCACCGGAGGUGAUUCUCCUGCUCCUGGAUCUGACAGCCCAGCUGGAAGCGCCCCAGCUGGCACCGCUCCGGCCGGAACUGCUCCUGCAGGCACCGCGCCCGAAGGCUCCGCCCCUACUGCUCGCCCAGUUGAGACCGCCCCUGUUGGAGGCAACGGUACCGAUGGCACUCCACCAGCGGCUUACCAGGGUGCCGCAUCAUCGUCGAUCGGCAUUGCGACCAGCGCUGUUGUGAUUGUUAUCGGAGCUUUGGCCUGCUUGCUAUAG
Messenger RNA from Zymoseptoria tritici IPO323, 936 nucleotides. RefSeq lists its product as uncharacterized. Lineage: Eukaryota; Fungi; Ascomycota; Dothideomycetes; Mycosphaerellales; Mycosphaerellaceae. The coding region runs from base 1 to 936 and encodes 311 amino acids. The record is from RefSeq and is a predicted model, not a curated record. The transcript has a single exon.